Guyanagaster necrorhizus is the source of this 1341-nucleotide messenger RNA. RefSeq lists its product as uncharacterized. The coding region runs from base 1 to 1341 and encodes 446 amino acids. The transcript is spliced from 5 exons. Lineage: Eukaryota; Fungi; Basidiomycota; Agaricomycetes; Agaricales; Physalacriaceae. The record is from RefSeq and is a predicted model, not a curated record.
AUGUCGAUCAAGGCUUGGCGUGCACAGUCGAUCAAUGUCUUGGAGUUAACGCCGCCGGGACAAGACAGGACGUGUUUGAAUAUCCCCGCGGAAUCUCUUUUCAACCACCAAUCCCAAUUACGGCGCUCUACAAAUCCCAAGCGAUGUGAGGCCUUGAUAAUCAUUAAAUAUCACUCUUCGCCCCGAAUUGCGAUGCAAACCUACACGAUGUGUUGGUAUACGACCUCGUCGAAGAUCUCCGUGACGCACUUCGUCAGUUCUCCUCCCUGGCGGCAUUGCAAAGACCAUCAUCCCUUCCAUCUCCCAAGAAUAUUACUUACAAACAUGUCCGGUCUCUACGAUGACACGCCGUUAUGCUCGGGGAACUACUACGGCCCUAUCGCACCCUUAAACACCCUCGAUUACCCUGCCACCUAUGCCACUCCACAAGUCAUCGAUAACGGUUCUACUGAAAGCUAUGACCAGCCUUAUACCUGUACACAACCAUAUUCAGGUGAAUUCGGUUUCAUCCGGACACCUGAAUUUUAUCAAUGGAGGGAACGAUUUGAAGCCAUGAAUGUGUAUAAUGCCCAAUCAGAAGGGAUUUCUGGCCAAUGCGAAAAUGCAUACGACGAGGAGGAAGAAUACGACGACGAAGAAACAGUUGACGAUGAUAGGGAGAACAACUAUUCCUCGUUAAUCAAUGACGAACUACCUGCGUCCAAACGAUUACGCCUCAAUGAGACCGGAGAUGCACGGGAGGUGAACCCAGUGCUGGCUCCAAGGCAGAACCAAGAAUCUGAGAUCGAACAGGAAACUAUCGCAGAGGUAUCAACACCUCAUCUCAUAAAGGUUCUUCCAAGACGAAACGAAGCCAUUCCCCCUUCCCCUCCGCCUGCGCUUGUCUGCCCUCCUCCUAGACCAAGUCCCUCUAAUGAGACGGCUAUACAGAAGAGGAGCAAAGAAAACCUCAGACUCCUUAUGCGAAAAGCAUCGGUUUCGCUGACGUGUAGACCAAAUGCAGCAGAGAAUAUCCGGCGGUUCCUUGCUUCCCUCCAGCGUCUUCCAGGUGAGAAGAUGCAGAAGGGAGAUUGUGUACCUAGGCUGUCAAGGCUGGAACGCUAUCGCUGGCUCCGCGAGGAUGAGUGGGCGACGAAUGUCGAAAAAACGUAUGUCAACUGUGUCGGAUGUGGGCGCAAAGUGCAGCUGGACAAGAGGGCCGAUGCAGAGUGGUAUCUGAGUCUAUGGGUCAAGCAUCGCGACAAGUGCCCCAAGGUGUACGAGAAGUGGCAGCAUAGAGAAGAUGCGACCCAGGCGCAUACAGAGAAGGAGAAUACACAGAAGGUGUUGGUUGUUGGGUGA